Molecule: messenger RNA, 1218 nt
Organism: Paramecium tetraurelia
Lineage: Eukaryota; Ciliophora; Oligohymenophorea; Peniculida; Parameciidae
Exons: 2
Biological process (GO): early endosome to late endosome transport
Cellular component (GO): transport vesicle; early endosome; tubular endosome
Molecular function (GO): SNARE binding; guanyl-nucleotide exchange factor activity
Source: RefSeq, a predicted model, not a curated record
AUGGGAAAUGUAUUUUGCUAUGAACGAGACGAUGACAAUAUUGAGUGGAAAUAGCAACUCGAAAGUACUUGCUAAGUAAUGAAGAAGCAAAUGUGUUGGGCUGAGCCUAUACUAAUUUAGCUUAAAGAUCUAAGGGUAUCUAACAAGUAUUAGAAAUAACUACAUACCUUUGCUUAGAGUUACGAUGAGUCAUCACUAGCAGAGAUUUAAAAAUCUUUUAGAUCUAGAUAAUCUUCAAAGGAAAGCAGAAACAUAUAAACAAUUAUCAAAAGAACAGGAUUUACAGAAGAAGAUCUAGUUGAGAAUUUUAUCAAACCAAGCAGGGCUUCAUUUAAUUUAAGUAUUCAAUCAAUAACACCCUCUUACAUUUACCAUGAGAAAACAUCUAAUGUGGGGAUGGGAGGAUCUUAGGUGAAUUUUGAGGAUUAGAUGUGCUUUUUUGUGCAAAUUACAGAUAAAAUAAAAGAACACUUUGAUCAACCGAAUGAGUUAGGCGUAAUGAUAAUCCAUUUCAGAAAUUCUUUAAAUUAAUAACAUCAAAAUCGUUCAUUUCAAUACUUGCACGAGCAAUUGACAUUAUUUUGUCGAACUCUUUAUGAUACUAUCGUCAUCUAUUACGACAUGAUAAGUAUAAAGAAGAAGUAUCAAGCUCAUGCAGUUUUAUUGAAUGAAGAGACUAUGCUAAACUUCAUUGUCAAUUAUGUAAUGUCAAAUGAAGGUAUAUAUCAAGUCUUAUAUAAUUCAUUGCUAAAGGAAAUGAGUGAAAUUUAAAAAUAGACUGAACAAUGUUUUAAACAAAAUAAAAACAUCACUGUUGAGGACAUGGAAAUUCCAAAAGACUUUCAAUUGAAAUCUUAUGUAAAUCCAUAUGGGAAGGCUAUAUAAACCUUGUAGAAAUUGGGUAAAAAAUAUGGACCAUCCUCGAAAGUGAAGUUGAUAAUCAACUUUUCACAACAAAUUCAACAACAUGCUAGAGAGGGUAAUGAGAAUAGAGGAACUAGUUUGCUUAUGUAGGCUGAUGAUCUUUUACCUAUUAUCAAAUACAUUUUGAUAAAGUCUUAAAUAUAUGAUAUUGAUGUUCAUCUUACUUACAUAGAGAAAUUGAUUACCAACGGAAUGCUCAAUUCAACGAGUGGUUACUAUGUGGUGACAUUGCAAGCAGCCUUAACUUCCUUGAGAAGUAAUUUAAAUUAAUAAUAAUUUAAUUAAUAAAAAUGA